Messenger RNA from Equus quagga, 1205 nucleotides. RefSeq names its product LYR motif containing 7 (gene LYRM7). The record is from RefSeq and is a predicted model, not a curated record. The coding region runs from base 82 to 396 and encodes 104 amino acids. Gene Ontology annotation, biological process: mitochondrial respiratory chain complex III assembly. The transcript has 5 exons. NCBI's taxonomy places the organism in Eukaryota, Metazoa, Chordata, Mammalia, Perissodactyla, Equidae.
GUCCAAGCCAGGUGGUGAUUGGUUGCCGAGAGGCGGGGCAGCUUGACCGCCGGAGAGGUAGACGCAGUGGCGAGGAGAGCGAUGGGUCAGGCGGCCAAGGUUUUACAGCUCUUUAAAACAUUGCACAGGACCAGACAACAAGUUUUUAAAAAUGAUGCCAGAGCAUUAGAAGCAGCCAGAAUAAAGAUAAAUGAAGAAUUCAAAAGCAAUAAAAGUGAAACUUCUCCUAAGAAAAUAGAAGAGCUAAUAAAAAUAGGUUCCGAUGUUGAAUUGUUGCUUAGAACAUCUGUUAUACAAGGUAUCCACACAGACCACAAUACACUGAAAUUGGUCCCUAGGAAAGACCUUCUUAUAGAAAAUGUGCCAUAUUGCGAUGCACCAACUCAGAAGCAGUGAAUUUUUUGGAUAAAAUCAAGUCUUUGUAAUUUUUAAUUUUAAAAUAUAUAACUCUGGCAAAAGUCCUGGAAGUACGGAUAUUUUUCUCUGAACUGGCAUAUUGAAAAUGAGUGAAUUACAGUUUCAUAAUUAAAUUUCAAGUUAAAAGGACAUUGCCAAAAACUGCAGAACAUAGUUAAAUAUUUCUUAAGAACAUUAGAUAAGAAGAUAUUUCAUUUUCGUUGAAAAUCAAACUUUAUAAAGUGAAAUAAAUGUUUAGGGAGGUGUAUCAUAUUUACUUCUCUUUGACCUUGGUGAGUUUUUUGGUCUUACCAUAACUAUUUGAGAAUGCAGUGUUUUGACAAGUUGGUAGGUUUUCCUCCCAUGUGAAAUGAAACUAUUAGAUUAAAAUUAUCAGAUUAAAUUGAUGGUUAGCUACCAGAAUAUUAAAUUGGUUAAAAAUUGCAAUAUGUGCCAACUCUUCACAGAAGGUGGCCUUUGUUUCCUAAAACACUGAAAUUAUUUGUGUACUAACAAAUGAUUAUACAGUUUCCUUUUAAAGAGAGAUGGUAUUUCUGUGUUCCUUUAAAGACAUUUUUUAACCAAUUUUCUGAAGCUAGUUGAAUAAAAUAUCACAGUCACCUAGGAUCACUGUGGAAUAAAGAAAUCCUAAUUUUUUUAGGAAAUAUUGGCCCUUGACCAAACUAUAUAAUAUAGCCUUAGUAGAAUUAGCUAUACUUAGACCACAGCUAGAUUUUAUUGUGAAAAUACAAUAUAUGGCUGCAUUCUCUUUGUUUUAAUCAAUAAAACUUAAAGGGCUUUUCUUCUUC